Molecule: messenger RNA, 1339 nt
Organism: Rotaria sordida
Lineage: Eukaryota; Metazoa; Rotifera; Eurotatoria; Philodinida; Philodinidae
Source: the annotation of a GenBank genome assembly
AGAACAUAAGUGGAAAAAAGUACUUUCAAUAUUAAGAUAUACUAUUUUCUAAUCUGUAUCAAUAACAUUCAAACUCUGUUUUGUCAAACACGAUCUAAAGGCAGUGUGGAAGCAUACGGGAGAAAAAUUAGGACCUCCUUCUCCACAAACAUGACCAAGGCACGAGCUAAAGGCGGCUUCGCCACUGUCCUCUAGAAAGCGUUGAGCCGUUCUAGAAGCAUUUCCAGAGAAUCUCCACCUCCUCUGCAGACAUAGUCAAGCGGGGAAGGGUUGAGUCUCUUAGUAAUUUUUCUGUGGUUACGCCAGACACCUUAAAAACAUUGUUUUUCUUUUCCUCAAUAGACCGUCGUUGACAGGGUGUGAGUGUGGGGUGGUGGAUGUGGGCGUAGUUAGAGAGGAGACCUUCAUCUACGUUCACACACCCACACUCACACCCCACCCUAUUUAGACGAAUCUUGUUCAACUUCUAUAAAUAAAAAUCAAAUCUCAUCGCUUAUCAUCGAUGUUACUAAAUAUUUAAAAAAAAGUUUAACAACAGAUAUGAUUGCACGUAUAUUGACACAUCUUUAAUAUGUUCUCCAACUUACAAUAUUUAAAUUUUUGUCCAUCUUCAAUUUGGUAUCAAACAUUAUUAUUUGAAAAUUCAUUUCCAACUAUGACCUCUUUAACUCUCUUAGAACUGCAUAUCAGUUUGGCAUCUUUCACCGACUGUCUUUAUAUACUUGAUGGACGUUUCAAUAAACUUCACACGCUUUAUGUUGAUAUUGCUUCCAUUUCCUCUUCGCAAUUAACAAACAAUAAUCAGGUAGAUUAUUUCAGCUAAUAUUUAAUUUUUUCGAACAAAUUCAUUAUAUGGUUUUUUUUAUAGGAAGAACUAUCUAAUUUAAGAUGUUUUUCACUAUGUUGUGAAAUGUCAACACAUGCUUUUGAUAAAUUAAUUGUACUAUUUCUACAACGAAUGUCGAAUUUAGAAAAACUCCGUUUGAAUCUUGUCAUUUGUGACAAAAAAUUUGUUGAUGGAAAUGAAUUGAAGCAGAAUAUUAUUAAUCAUAUGGCAUGAUUACAGAGAUUCGAAUUUUAUAUUUGCUCAGGUAUUUCUCUUCAUAAUCAAAUUUAUCUACAAUCGAAAGAAGAUAUUCAACAUACAUUCAAAGAUUUUAAAGAUAAUCAAGUUACUUCUUCUGUUGAUUAUUUCCAAGAACAAUAUGGUCUAUGUCAUAUCUAUUUGUAUCCUGAGCAAUUAAAAUAUUACUAUACUGUAACAAAUAAUUUUCCAGGUGGCUUAUUUACAUGUGUUCGUAAAAUUUCAUUAUAUGAUGAACAUCCUUUUGAACAUUAG